GCGACCCGCCACUCGCCUGGAGCGCGCGGGCGAGGCGGGCGCAGCGCACCGGGGCUCCCGUGGGCUCACAGCUGCGCGCUCGCACGGCGCGGCUCUCGGUGGCGGCGGCGGCCGCCUGAGCGCAGGGCUCCCGGGAUAAAAGCCUCUGCAGCUCCCGAUCGCGACCCCGCUCCCGGUCGCAUCCCGGCCACGUCUUUGGCCAUGGCUCUGGCGGACAGCACCCGAGGAUUACCCAACGGGGGUGGAGGCGGGGGUGGCAGCGGCUCGUCGUCGUCCUCGGCGGAGCCGCCGCUCUUCCCGGACAUCGUGGAGCUGAACGUGGGGGGGCAGGUGUAUGUGACCCGGCGCUGCACGGUGGUGUCGGUGCCCGACUCGCUGCUCUGGCGUAUGUUCACGCAGCAGCAGCCGCAGGAGCUGGCCCGGGACAGCAAGGGCCGCUUCUUUCUGGAUCGGGACGGCUUCCUCUUCCGCUACAUCCUGGAUUAUCUGCGGGACUUGCAGCUCGUCCUGCCGGACUACUUCCCCGAGCGCAGCCGGCUGCAGCGCGAGGCCGAGUACUUCGAGCUGCCGGAGCUCGUGCGUCGCCUCGGGGCGCCCCAGCAGCCGGGUCCCGGGCCACCGCCGCCGCACUCGCGCCGCGGGGUUCACAAGGAGGGCUCGGUGGGCGAUGAGCUGCUGCCGCUGGGCUACUCGGAGACCGAGCCGCAGGAGGGCGCCUCGGCCGGGGCUCCGUCGCCCACGCUGGAGCUGGCUAGCCGCAGCCCGUCCGGGGGCGCGGCGGGUCCCCUGCUCACACCGUCCCAGUCUUUGGACGGCAGCCGGCGCUCCGGCUACAUCACCAUCGGCUACAGGGGCUCCUACACCAUCGGGCGCGACGCCCAGGCGGACGCCAAGUUCCGGCGGGUGGCGCGCAUCACGGUGUGCGGCAAGACGUCGCUGGCCAAGGAGGUGUUUGGGGACACCCUGAAUGAGAGCCGGGAUCCCGACCGGCCCCCGGAGCGCUACACCUCGCGCUAUUACCUCAAGUUCAACUUCCUAGAGCAGGCCUUCGAUAAGCUGUCCGAGUCGGGCUUCCACAUGGUGGCGUGCAGCUCCACUGGCACCUGCGCCUUUGCUAGCAGCACCGACCAGAGCGAGGACAAGAUCUGGACCAGCUACACCGAGUACGUCUUCUGCAGGGAGUGAGCUCCCCAGACCCCUGGCCACUCCUGCGCCCACUUCCCUUCCUCCGCGCCGGGGCACAGGAUUAUAGAUGCCCCAGACCCCUUCCCCUCGUGCCCUGGUUCCUUCUGCCCUCCCCGUCUCGCCCCCAGUAGCUGCUCAUCCAGACCGGUCAGCUCCCCACUUGAGAAUCUGCAGCCACAGAUCCUCUGGGCUUCUUCGUCUUCUUUGGACCCCGCUAAUCGAGAGUGCUCAGAUGUAGCUCUUCUUCACCUCUGCUGCCUCUACUCCUGGCCUCCAACCACCCCUCCCCCAGAUUGUACUUGAGUACCUGAGAUCUAGUGGGGCGGUGCGGGCGCAAAGUGACUGAAUUGUUCUGACCCGACUGGACGGUGUCCAGCGUGCAGUGCGGGAAUCUUUGAAACCUUAGAUCCUUUGACUUCAUAGUGGUUUCAGAGAUCAGAACUGAGAGCGCCGUGUGGAGAUAGUGUUUUAAAGGACUUGUUCCCCAUUAGAAAGAUGAAGUUUUAGACAACAGAAUGGAAGACUGUAAUGCUGGAAUUAAGACCCCAUGGAGGCAGUUCAGAGACUGUAAAUAAAGUGAUUAGAAACAAAAAAAGUUACAGGUAGAAGUAAAUCCUAGUGCUGGUAACGGGAGGAUCCUAUUUUCUCUACACAAUAGAUCUCCUGUGGCUUGAAAUUGUAGAAAGCGAUGAUCCCCCUGCCUGCGGAGGCGCCCUUUCUCGUCGGCUGUUUGCCUGAGCUUUAGGUUGAUUGGUUAAGGCAGCCCUUGUUGGCAAGGAGUAGGCCGCAGGAGGCAAGGCUACCCAGGCCCCCAGCGCUGCAGAAAGUCACUGGCAGAGACUGAGUAAUGCAGGAGUGUUAGAGGAUCCUACAGCCCUUAGGUCUAGGACUAGUGGGAAGGUU
Messenger RNA from Onychomys torridus (southern grasshopper mouse), 2088 nucleotides. It is a transcript of the gene Kctd12, whose product is annotated as potassium channel tetramerization domain containing 12. The record is from RefSeq and is a predicted model, not a curated record. The transcript has a single exon. Gene Ontology annotation, biological process: protein homooligomerization; regulation of G protein-coupled receptor signaling pathway. Gene Ontology annotation, molecular function: protein binding. NCBI's taxonomy places the organism in Eukaryota, Metazoa, Chordata, Mammalia, Rodentia, Cricetidae. The coding region runs from base 202 to 1185 and encodes 327 amino acids. Gene Ontology annotation, cellular component: postsynaptic membrane; presynaptic membrane.